GUCACAAAAGAUGUAAACAAAUCUUCACGUGUGCGUGUAUUUCCUGCUAAGUUUUCCCACAAUUGCACUAGUGUUUUACGUGAAAAUUCAGUGAAAAUGUUUCUGGAAGAGGGAGAAAAGAUGUUGGAGUCUUGUGUACUUCCAAAAUGUGUGACUGACAUCACAGAUUGCCCAAUAGAAGCCAAUCACUUCCAAGAGUACAAGAAACACUUGGAGUAUCUUCUGCCGACACUCUUCGAUUUGAUCAGCAGCAGAGAAAUUGAGCUAUUUGACUGUGUGCCAGAGACUUUGAGAUUCCGCAAACUCUUCGUAGAAUUCGUUUGUGAGCAAACAAGUGAUUGCGCUACCUUCCAGACGGAAGUUGCUUUGCUUCGGAGGAAUUUGCUAAACUUUGAAAGGAGACUUAAGAAAAUGCUGAAGGAUGAUGGGAAUCUGGGAAGAGAAAUGAUUGUGCUCUACAAAUCCAAGCUCUUGGGUGAAGCUUGGAAGCGGAAUCUUGGAGCAAUCUAUGGAUUUAUUCACUUUUGCAAAGUGUCCUUCAGAGACAAUCAGGACAAUCCGUUGGAUUUGGACAAAGCAAUGUUUAUCUUGUCCAUUGGAAGCCAGUUUUUGGAAAACCACGAUCCGGCCUUCAAGCUGUGUGGCUUGAAACUGUUCAGAUUGAUCCUCGAGUCUCUGCAGAAAGAUAAGUUGAUGGAAACCAACACUCACGAGGUAAUCUAUAGUCAAGCAAUUGCUAAUGUCGACAAACUCAACAGCGAAGAGUGCACUCAGGAAAUCUGGAAAUGCGUCUGGUUGUCUAUGUCAAUAGAUAAGAAAGUGCCCAGGAAUCUUCAGUGGAACAAAUUCGAUGACUGUCUUCAGACUCUGAUCUAUAAACUAAAACUGGAAAGUAAUCUCGGAACUAGGCGUUUUCUGCAAGAUACUCUUAUUCGUUUUGUCUUAUUCACAAUUCCUGAUAAGGAGAAAAUCGAGGUCAAUUGGAAUGCUUGGGCAUCAAACAAUCAAGAGUCACUGAAUGCUCUGAAGAGAAAGAGGGGCACAUUUGAUAACGCGAAAUGCUAUCGCUGGGCGAAGAGCCUCUUGGAUAUGAUUGUUUUCCAAUUCCUAACAAUAGCCAGCAGCCGUCAAGAUGCGAUACCAACAAUUCAAUUUGUGCACACAACCUAUCUGAUUACGCUAUCAUUCAUAAAGCGAGACUUAUUGGAUGAGUUUCUCACGCAGUUUGUCAAGAGAUCUCUCCCAAUUUGCGCGGAAAUUCUCAAUAUCUUCCGAGAUGCUGAUAGCAGAGUACAAGAGGAAUUAAUCGACUUCCUGACAACUGUGAACUAUCAAACAUCGGAAAGGCAAGAUGAGAAUAACUACUUCAAGGCUCUGAGUGAUUUCCUAGCGCAUGUGACAAAACCAUAGGUCAAACUAGAGGUAAAUAUUCGUUUUGCGUAUUUCAUAAAGUCCUUGAACCACACGAAGCUGUUGGCAUCAUCACUCAACCUAAAAUUGCAAUAAAAAUUGCGAAUUCAAAUUCAUUGAUAAGUUUUUAUCAGCUGUUUAUUUACUCGUCAUUCUAGAUUUUUUAUUUGGCGCAAAUAACCAAAUAAGAUUCGUUUUUUGCCAUGUAGAUCCAUUACAUGCUACAAAUGGGA
Molecule: messenger RNA, 1643 nt
Organism: Phlebotomus argentipes
Lineage: Eukaryota; Metazoa; Arthropoda; Insecta; Diptera; Psychodidae
Exons: 3
Coding region: 97-1410 (437 amino acids)
Source: RefSeq, a predicted model, not a curated record